AUGAUUGAAAUCAUUUGUAACGAUCGGCUAGGCAAAAAGGUUCGCGUAAAGUGCAAUCCUUCUGAUACGGUUGGAGAACUAAAACAAUUGAUCUCUGCUCAAACCGGUACUGAUGCUUCAAAAAUCAUUUUAAAAAAAUGGUAA
Molecule: messenger RNA, 144 nt
Organism: Cetraspora pellucida
Lineage: Eukaryota; Fungi; Glomeromycota; Glomeromycetes; Diversisporales; Gigasporaceae
Source: the annotation of a GenBank genome assembly